GCAAUUGCCUAUAAUUUGUGCCCUUUAUAUGCAUACAUAGAUUGUUAAACUAACAUGUAAGCAAAUAAAUUAAAUGUCAUUUUGCGUAAACACCAUACAGUAAAUAUUAUGUCGAUUUGUAUUACCAAGCAUAUAUUUUGAGUUAAACAAGUUGAAAACUCAUUAAACCGUUUAUAUCUCGGCUGUGCAGGUACGGCAUGUGUGCUCAUGAUAUCCCAUUCCUCCCAUUCCCUCACUAUCUCUAUAUAUAACUAAUUGUUAUCUCAAUUAAAACACUGUUUUUUGUAAUAUUACUGACGUUUGCAAAGUACAUGAAAAUCGCGAUUAAAAUAUAAAACACAUUUGAUUCACAAAACGAUGGCUAAAGUGGGAGGUAUUGGAGAGACGAAACAGCCGGACGAUACCGUCCACGACAUCUGCCAUAAGAUCCGCAAAGACGUUGAGGACAAAAAUGGUCAGACAUUCAGCGAAUUCACGCCAAUUGUCUUCAAGACCCAAGUGGUGAAUGGUAUCAAUUACUUCAUUAAAGUGCGCGUGAGUGAUGGCAAAUACGUGCACAUCCGCACCCACAGGGCGUUCACCGGCGAAGUAAGUUUCGCCAACUUUGAGGACAAUAAGAGUCUCGAGGAAGACAUCGGUUAUUUCCACUGAUUACCACUCGAUGAAACCGAUCGGUGAUAUCUCAGCCAUGUCUCGGAGC
Molecule: messenger RNA, 700 nt
Organism: Oppiella nova
Lineage: Eukaryota; Metazoa; Arthropoda; Arachnida; Sarcoptiformes; Oppiidae
Source: the annotation of a GenBank genome assembly